AUGAACUGUCUGAACAGCACUGAGGAGUACCUGGCCUGUCUCUACGGCCCUCGACGCAGCCCCCUCUGCCUCCCCAUGUCCGCCGUGUACUCCUUGAUUUUCCUAGUGGGGAUGGUGGGAAAUCUCUUGGUGUGCUUGGUGAUCGUCCGACAUCAGACAAUGAAGACACCCACCAACUACUACCUCUUCAGCCUGGCCAUCUCUGAUCUCCUGGUCCUGCUGCUGGGCCUGCCACUGGAAACCUAUGAGAUGUGGCACAACUACCCCUUCCUGUUUGGGCCCCUGGGCUGCUACUUCAAGACCGCCCUCUUUGAGACUGUCUGCUUUACCUCCAUCCUCAGCGUGACCAUGGUCAGCGUGGAGCGCUACGUGGCCAUCGUCCACCCGUUCCGGGCCAAGCUAGACAGCACUCGGAGGAGGGCCCUCCGAAUCCUCAGCAUCAUCUGGAUCUUCUCCAUCAUCUUCUCUCUGCCCAAUACCAGUAUCCACGGCAUCAAGGUGCACCACUUCCCCAACGGGUCCCUGGUCCCCGGCUCUGCUACCUGUGCAGUCAUCAGACCCCUGUGGAUCUAUAACUCCAUCAUCCAGGUCACCUCCUUCCUCUUCUACGUCCUCCCUAUGGCUCUCAUCAGUGUCCUCUAUUUCCUCAUGGGGCUCAGGCUGAAGAAAGAUGAGUCCCUGGAGGCUGAAGAAAUGACUGUAAAUAUUCACAGACCAUCCCGCAAACCAGUCACCAAGAUGCUGUUUGUCCUGGUCCUGGUAUUUGCUGUGUGUUGGACCCCAUUCCACAUUGACCGGCUGUUCUUCAGCUUUGUGGAGGAGUGGACUGAGUCCCUCGCGGCUGCGUUCAAUCUCAUCCACGUGGUGUCAGGUGUAUUCUUCUACCUGAGCUCGGCUGUCAAUCCCAUUAUCUAUAACCUACUGUCCCGUCGCUUCCGAACAGCAUUUCGGAAUGUCACCUCUCUGUCCUGCAAAUUGGGGUAUGGCCAGAAUCAUCCACAAGGCCCACCUGUCCAGAGGGACAUCUUCCCGACAGAGUGCCACCUCGUGGAGCUGACAGAAAACGCAGUGCGUCAGUUUCCCUGUCAAUCAUCCAUCUGCCAUUCAUCCCAUGCUCCCCAGCCCUCUGCACUGAUCCCCCCCUAUGGAGGAAAUUUCCAGAGGUACCACCUUGAGGAGGCCUAG
Dipodomys ordii (Ord's kangaroo rat) is the source of this 1185-nucleotide messenger RNA. It is a transcript of the gene Nmur2, whose product is annotated as neuromedin U receptor 2. NCBI's taxonomy places the organism in Eukaryota, Metazoa, Chordata, Mammalia, Rodentia, Heteromyidae. The coding region runs from base 1 to 1185 and encodes 394 amino acids. The record is from RefSeq and is a predicted model, not a curated record. Gene Ontology annotation, molecular function: neuromedin U receptor activity. Gene Ontology annotation, biological process: G protein-coupled receptor signaling pathway. Gene Ontology annotation, cellular component: plasma membrane. The transcript is spliced from 4 exons.